Messenger RNA from Colletotrichum orchidophilum, 1668 nucleotides. RefSeq lists its product as uncharacterized. Bases 1 to 1668 code for a protein of 555 amino acids. The record is from RefSeq and is a predicted model, not a curated record. The transcript has a single exon. NCBI's taxonomy places the organism in Eukaryota, Fungi, Ascomycota, Sordariomycetes, Glomerellales, Glomerellaceae.
AUGACUUCGUUACUGAGGCUUCCAGGUAGCUUGCUCUUUUCCUCGGAUUCUGUGGCCAACCGCCUACCAACCUUGGGACCGACCGGCUGGGGCCAGUCAUCGCUCGUCGAUAUUUGGUCCAACGCGGCCGACGCCCUGAGAAGCUGUCCGCCUUUGUUCAAUUCGUUGUUUGCUUCCCUCUCCAAGCCGUCACAGAUCAACCUGACCCACGUUCACUUUUCCCCCGCCGGCAUAGCGGUGUUGCCCAUUCCCUUUGGUCCUCCUCUCAACCAUCCCGUCGUACAGCAUGGUCAACCGCCGGUCUUUGAGCACGGUAGCGUCAAGCGUCAAACUCAAGACUCUCUACACGACGUCUUCACUUUCAACUCCCUGGCCGCCUGCGGCGCUUGCUUCUACCUUCUCAAGCCUGCUGCCGCCGCUCUGCUCGCCGACUGGGUGCCAACAGCUGCUCCCUGCUCUCCAGGCUCUCCCUGCCUAAGCCCGAAGCAGAGAUCCCUGGAUGUAGGUUCAAGUUGGCUCCCGCUCAACAACCCACUCGCUCAUCUGCCGCCGAUUCCCCAUCUACUCCGGGGCUUGUUCACCAAGUCCUGGCGCUACCUGGAGCAGCUCGUGGCGCGCCUGCGAAGACCGGGCCAUGACACGGCAGGCGACGGUCCCCGGGGCCCCGCGGGUUCGGCCUCUGGACCAAAGAAACGUCGCAAACAAUCCUCCAGGUCGAGCGGGAACUCCACCUCCAGCGACACGAGCCGCAAAAAGAGCCGCCGUGGUGGCAGCGGGCAGAAGAUCGCCGUCGCUUCCAGGACGAAAGCCAGGUCAAAGGGGAAGCUGUUCGCGUGCCACUUUUACGCCAACGACACUGUCACCCACAGCGGCUGCCGCCACUACAAAUUCGAGCACGUCAAGGAUAUCAAGAGACACUUCACGGUCAAGAGUAGAGGCAAUCAUCGGCAACCCAUCCAUUGCGUCAUUUGCUUCUCCUUGUUCGACACGAGUGAUGAGCUCGGAGACCAUCUCAGAGAACAAGGAUGCCAACGCGGUGUUUGCACGUUUGAUAAUUCCGGUCUCAAUGAAGACCAGAUAGGCAGGAUCCGAGAUUUGAAAAUGUCCGAUCAUGAGAAUGAAAAAGAAUUCUGGUAUGCCAUCUGGGACAUUGUCUUUCCAGGUCAGCAGAGACCCUUUUCGCCCUACUUGGACGACGUCGAAGAGCUCGCGACACGACAACAAGUCGAUCCCUGGAUGGUCGAGGGCAUGCAAGGCCUCAACCUGAGCGACCACGUCUUGGAACUGGUCAUGAAUGUAUACAACAGCAUCUGGAGCGUGCCUCCAUCACAGCCCCUCGUCGUCAGAAGACUCGCGGUACCCCCCGUCACCCCUAUGCCUUCUCAAACCUGGUUUCCUUUCGCAAUGCCUCCCGGGCCAGGCAACAUUUAUUACACCCAACCCCCAGAGCAACCAAACUACAAUUUCCCGAGCCCUGAAUUCAGCUUUCCCCCUCCGGGAUUCGACCCGCGACAGGCCAUUCCCAACCAGAUGAUGGCCGAUUUCCCGUGGCCGCCUCCCGUUGACGAUUCUGCAAUGCCUGCCGACGUGCUUGGUGCUGAAGGAUACCAGUGCAACUGUCGGCGCGAACCAGGAAAGCCUCCCCAAAUUUGUUAUUUACAUCGAUAG